AUGGACCCGCCAUCUCCCCGCACGAACCCCUCGACCGGACGCUUCUCGCGUGCCGCGACGUUUAGCGAAGGAUUGGAUCAACGACGAAACUCGACACUCUCAGAUUCACUAUCGGAAGCCCGUAAUUCAAUCCGAUCAUCUACAGAUGAUCUGUUUCUGCCGCGAGUAUCUAAAGCUCAUACACUAGAAGAAUCGCAUUGGCACUCAACGCCGCUCGGACUGGCAUUGUUGCCUGCGAUCGCAGGCAUCUUCUUUCAAAAUGGAAGUGCCUUUGUUACAGAUGUUACUUUGUUGGUGUUGGCCGCUAUAUUCUUGAACUGGUCGGUUCGAUUGCCUUGGGACUGGUACCGAUCGGCGCAAGCAAUUCGACGAGAAAGUGGAAUUCCAGGUCCCGCCGAUCAACCGUUCGACUCAGACUCAGAGUCCAAGCACGACCAAGACAAACAAGAACAUGAAUCCGCUCAAGCAGCCAAAGAACUCCAGACCCACGAACUAGCUGCUUUAACAGCCUGUUUCGUCUUCCCCAUAAUCGGCACCUGCCUCCUCCACGGCAUAAGAAGCAGCCUGUCCCGGCCCUCCGAAGGCUUAGUCUCAAACUACAACCUAACAAUCUUCCUCCUGGCCUCAGAAGUGCGCCCAGUAUCGCACAUCCUGCGCUUAAUCCAACAACGCACCCUGCACCUGCAACGCAUCGUAGCAACAUCACCAGCCCCAGCAGACCAAACCCCAACAGAAGACAAAGCCACAAUCCCAGACCUGGCAAAGCGCCUCGAAGAACUAGAAGCGUACAUCGCCUCGUCGGCAGCGCAGCAAAGCCCGCCGCCCGAUCCGUCCGCGGACGAGGUGCGCAAAUCCAUGCAGCCGGAGAUCGAGGCUCUGAACCGCGCCGUGCGGCGGUACGAGAAGCGCUCUGCGCUCUUCGCGCUGCAGACGGAUCAGCGGUUCGGGCGGAUCGAGGCGCAGGCGGGCGAUGCGCUUGCGCUGGCUGCUGCUGCUGCUGUGCAGAGGCGGGAGGCUGCGCGCUCGGGAUACGCGCUUGUUCUGCUGGAGUGGUUUUGUGCUUGUGUUGUUGUUCCAGUGCAGGUGGGGGUUGCGGUGCUGGGGUUGCCUGGGCGGGCGGUUUCCGGUGGCUUGGAAGCUUUGAAGGGCUUGGUGGGGUGGAAGGUUGCUAAGUCUAGGACUAGGGGGAAGGGGAAGGGUGUGGCGUCGCGGCCUGCUGUGCGGCGGAGGCCGAAGGAGGAGUGGGUGGCGGGAUCGAGAGAUAUGUAUUAG
This is a messenger RNA of Penicillium soppii, 1272 nucleotides long. RefSeq lists its product as uncharacterized. The transcript is spliced from 2 exons. Lineage: Eukaryota; Fungi; Ascomycota; Eurotiomycetes; Eurotiales; Aspergillaceae. Bases 1 to 1272 code for a protein of 423 amino acids. The record is from RefSeq and is a predicted model, not a curated record.